AUGGCCAUGCUCCGCUCAGCAGCCCGCUUUAAGCAUCUUUGGGCCGCCGGCGACAAGCAGUACGUGGGCUGCUGGGAGUCCGUUCCCCGUCGCUACGGCAAUGCUCUGGGCCCCGUGUCCUACGCCAACCGCACUCCAGUGCCCAAGGACUGGGUCCUCAGGGGAAGUGGAAUCCACGGACCGGAAAACGGUGAGGUCAUGAAGUUGGUGCUGUGGAACCGGCUCAAGCAGAAGCGCCCUCAGCGACAGGGCGUCACCACGGCAGAUCUGCAGGAGUUCUAUCGAAUGGAGGUCACAGUCGUGUGGUGGAUGUUUGGCCUCGUGUUCUUCGUGGCACCCCUCAACUGGUGGGGAAAGAAGUACCGCAUGGUCCACGACCACUACCCGUGGAUGGCCGCGCGCAUAGAUGGCACCCGUGGAGUGGGCCCCUACGCCUGGUUCUUCGAGUGA
Messenger RNA from Symbiodinium sp. CCMP2456, 450 nucleotides. The record is from the annotation of a GenBank genome assembly. Lineage: Eukaryota; Dinophyceae; Suessiales; Symbiodiniaceae.